This is a messenger RNA of Thamnophis elegans (Western terrestrial garter snake), 1705 nucleotides long. It is a transcript of the gene IMMP2L, whose product is annotated as inner mitochondrial membrane peptidase subunit 2. Lineage: Eukaryota; Metazoa; Chordata; Lepidosauria; Squamata; Natricidae. Gene Ontology annotation, cellular component: mitochondrial inner membrane peptidase complex; membrane. The transcript is spliced from 6 exons. Gene Ontology annotation, molecular function: serine-type endopeptidase activity. Gene Ontology annotation, biological process: mitochondrial respiratory chain complex assembly. The record is from RefSeq and is a predicted model, not a curated record. The coding region runs from base 274 to 720 and encodes 148 amino acids.
CGUUUUCGACCUCGACGAGCGGAGCGCGGCGGGAAGGCGCAAAGGACGCGUUGGAGGAUUUGGGGCGUUUGCAUCUAACGUUCCUGGAAGGCAAGAGGUUGGACAGAGGGUUUGUUUUUGUUUUUCCAAUGUGAGCCACCCAACCCGAGCAAGCAAAGAGGCAAAAGCUACAGUUGCUGACUCGUACGGAAUGAAGAAGUUGAAAUAAUAUUUUACAAACUAUGCUGGUUGGGUUUCCUUAUUGUGCAAACCUGCGAGGAGAUUGUGAUACAGAUGCAAGACUUUGGGAGAAAGUAUAUUAAAGCCUUUUUGAAAGGUUUUUUUGUUGCUGUUCCUGUGACUGUCACUUUCCUCGACAGAGUGGCUUGUAUAGCGAGAGUAGAAGGGACUUCAAUGCAGCCUUCACUGAAUCCAGUGGAACAGCAAGUAUCUGAUAUAGUGCUUUUAAAUCAUUGGAGUAUUCGGAAUUAUGAAGUACAACGUGGAGACAUAGUUUCACUUGUGUCUCCAAGAAACCCCGAACAGAAGAUUGUUAAACGAGUGAUUGCUCUUGAAGGGGACAUCAUCAAAACCAUAGGCUAUAAAAAGAAAUAUGUGAAAAUUCCACAUGGCCAUAUAUGGGUAGAAGGCGAUCAUCAUGGGCACAGCUUUGACAGCAAUGCUUUUGGUCCGACCCUAACAGCCUCCAGACACUGGCACAUCACUUCUACAGCUGGCUGAAGAACUCUGGGAGUUGAAGUCCACAAGUCUUAAAGUUGCCAAGGUUGGAGACCACUGAUGUAGAAGAAAAAUAUAUGAUGCAGUGAGGAAUUUUCUUAGAAGAGAAGUGGAUCUUCAUAAUUUCUUUCCAACCAUCUGUUGAAUUGAAAAAAUAAUGACAAAAAAGUGAAAUGAACAUUAGAGAGAGGUAAUGGUACUGGGAGGGAAACAAAAAACGAAGGGAGAAAAACAUUUGAUGGGAAGUAAAGGGCAAAAAGUAACCUAACAAGGGUGAAAAGAAACACCAUUUUUGUAGUAAUGUAAGCAAAAAGUAAUAAAUACUUACAUGCAGCAAAAUCUCUUGGUGAUUAUUAGAAUUAAAACCCUACUUUACAAAUAUUAUUUAACACUGGAUUGUUUUAGCUUCAUUGUCCAAAACAGAAGUCCCUCCCUCUCACUUGCUCACGCUCACAUUUAAUUUUUUUUCUCUUAUGCGCUUCUGCAGCUACUAAGGUGGGAGGAGGGUCCAUUGCGUAUAGAUAAGCAGGGCAGGCAAUCAGGCAGGGAGGUCCAACGGGGCAACCACCAGGGCUCUUAAAGGCUAAUUGGAUGGUGGCCAUGAAUUUAAGAAAACUGGUCAUGGAUCGGACCUUGUGAAUGUUAAUCUGUGGCCAAACUAUGCUUGCAAAACCUGACAUCUCUCCUGCUAGGCACACGAACACACGUUGCAUGUACAAUUGGGGAAGACGGAGUAAGCUUUUCUAUAAUCCGCAGCACGAUGGCACCCCCUCUUUGCUCAGUCUGAGAUACGCUGCUGGACAGGAUGGAAGGGGCAGAGGAGUGGGGAGGGGAGUCUGGCUGCUGAGGAUAGGACGAUCCACUGACGGAUAGACUGGAGUUGGUGGCCCCCAACUGGCUUUAGCAAGUAUGACUUCUCACCACCAUCUGCUAUUUUUUUUAAUAAGUGUUUUAUUUAAAAAAACAAAACAAAAUUUAAAAAGUAUUA